CAGCGGCAGCAGUUCUACAUCUGCUCUACGUCUGUGCUCCACCAACUCGCACUUGCUGUCCAGUAUCAGACUACAAUCUGACUUGUCUCUCGACAACGAAGACCUGUCAACUUCCUCCUGUUUUCCACAACUGAAGAGUGUGUAAACGCUCACAGGAGACCCAACAGGCCCGAGGUAGCUCUUCCUCAGCUGCAACGAUGGCACCCCAGGCAGUCGAUGCAACUUGCGCAGCUGAGACUGCUUCAGCGGUCCCCAUGAGCAGGCCCCGCCUCAUCGCCCAAGCUGUAGGUCCAGCCACCGUGCUGGCCAUGGGCAAGGCUGUACCCGCGAACAUUUUCGAGCAGGCAACAUAUCCUGAUUUCUUCUUCAACAUCACCAACAGCAAUGAUAAGCCUGCAUUGAAGGCCAAAUUCCAACGUAUCUGUGACAAGUCUGGCAUCAAGAAGAGGCACUUUUACUUGGACCAAAAAAUCCUUGAAAGCAACCCCGCUAUGUGCUCCUACAUGGAGACCUCUUUGAACUGUCGUCAAGAAAUUGCCAUCGCCCAGGUGCCGAAGUUAGCAAAGGAGGCGUCUUUGAACGCCAUCAAAGAGUGGGGUAGACCCAAGUCAGAAAUCACCCACAUUGUCAUGGCCACAACCAGCGGAGUGAACAUGCCGGGAGCGGAGUUGGCAACUGCGAAGCUGUUGGGUCUGCGACCGAAUGUGAGGCGCGUCAUGAUGUACCAGCAAGGAUGUUUCGCCGGUGCCACAGUGUUGCGAGUCGCCAAGGAUUUGGCGGAAAACAAUGCUGGCGCCAGAGUUCUUGCUAUCUGCAGUGAAGUUACUGCCGUUACGUUCAGAGCUCCCUGUGAGACCCAUAUCGAUGGCCUCGUCGGAUCUGCGCUCUUCGGAGACGGCGCCGCUGCCGUCAUUGUUGGCUCUGACCCCAGACCUGGCAUUGAGCGACCAAUGUACGAGAUGCAUUGGGCAGGGGAGAUGGUUCUUCCCGACAGCGACGGUGCUAUUGACGGUCACUUGACAGAAGCAGGUCUUGUAUUCCACCUGUUGAAGGAUGUUCCCGGACUGAUCACGAAGAACAUUGGAGGGUUCCUUAAAGACACUAAGAACCUGGUAGGGGCCUCUUCGUGGAACGAACUUUUCUGGGCCGUACACCCAGGAGGUCCAGCCAUUUUGGAUCAGGUGGAGGCGAAGUUGGAGUUGGAGAAGGGCAAAUUUCAGGCCAGUCGAGAUAUCUUGUCUGAUUACGGAAACAUGUCUAGUGCAUCUGUUUUGUUCGUGCUCGACAGAGUGAGGGAAAGGUCAUUGGAGUCAAACAAGAGCACCUUCGGCGAGGGUAAUGAGUGGGGAUUCCUCAUCGGGUUCGGGCCAGGUCUAACGGUGGAGACUCUGCUACUGCGAGCUCUUCCCAUGCAGCAGGCGGAGAGUGUCUAAGACGAAGUGCCUCCUGUACAUACCUUCCGGUCUGACGAUUUUCAAUGAAUCUUCCGACGACUGAGUUGGAGCUAUCACUUAACGAUUUUUUGAGCUGGAUUUGACUUCGGUAGAUGGAAUACGAGCUACAACACCUGCAUAGAAGUAGUCAUGUCAUGAGUUGGAAUCAGAGUGGGUAUGAUUUUACCGCAGCUUCAAAAUCAGAUUCCGAUAUUGCUUCACUGAAGCUUAAACUGCUCUGCAACCUGAAGCUGGCGGGUAGUUUAACAUGGUAAUGUCAAGCUUUUGCUCACUCGCAAUACCUGUAAUUCUCUGACAUCUUAGUAGGUAAGUUCUAGCCGGUUCUAUGGAGAGUUGACUGAUUGAGAGCUGAAGAGGAGUAUUCAUCCUUAGUAUUCAUUGAGCGAGUGCGCAGUAACGCUUAGAUAGUGAAGGAUGACGAAAAAUUCUUCGCUCACAUCAACCUUCAACCAAUAUGGAGUUGGUGUAUAAUUAGGAAGGAUGGAAAGUUUCCAAAAUGUUCUCAUCCGUGGUAGCAACGAUUGUUGUAGGAUUUAGUAGCAGAUAUUUAAGGAAUCUCUCAUAUGUUAGAAACAUAUGUGUGAGCUGAUUUUUUAUUGGGAAUUUGUACCCAAAGUGCGAAUCGCACAUACGAUUUACUGUUAUCAUAUGUGGCUCAAUAAAAAAUCCGGCCAAAACGAUGAAUUUACAUC
Molecule: messenger RNA, 2146 nt
Organism: Marchantia polymorpha subsp. ruderalis
Lineage: Eukaryota; Viridiplantae; Streptophyta; Marchantiopsida; Marchantiales; Marchantiaceae
Source: the annotation of a GenBank genome assembly